CCCAUGGCCGGGACUGGCUGGGCAGCGGCAGCGGCCAAACGUGAGCCGGGCUCUGUCCCCUGUGCGCCCCAUCCCUGCCAAAGGGACACCCCCGAGCUCCGGAGGGGCGUGCGGCCAGCACAGCCGGGAGGUGACAGCUCGGGGAGGUGACAGCUCGGGGACAGGACAGCGGCCAGCUGGGGACUCCGCCCGGCGCGGCCGCUCCCCCAUCCCGCCGCUUUCCCGCUGCUUUUUCCUCCGUCCCGCCGCUCCAGGGGGAGCAGAGACGCUUUUCCACAGCCUGGCAACACAGUGCGUGUGGUAACCGAGGCUGAGCGGGGAUCCCGCGCUCGGCUCCGGCCGCUCCUUCCCCUCCCGGCUCUGCGGGGCUGGGAAAGCUGCGGGAAUGGCUGGAGGGAACGCUCGGCUCUGCAGGAGAAGUUGGUGCUUAGGAGUCUGAUUGCUGAUUUGCAAUGCUGCACACCCCAGGGGAGAGAAGCUGGGUGCUGACAACAAGGACACGGUCCCAGUGUCACCCUGGGCAUUGCCAGCCACAGAGGGGAUAUGUUUGCCUGGGACAGGUCUCAGAGCAGGAGGCUCUGAGCUGUGAACGAGCCAACACCUAAAAUGAGACACCUGUGGAGAGUUCCUCCUGCUGUGCAGUAAAUAGCAGGAAGCAAACCAUGGACACUCAGUUUUUCUCCCCAUUACUGGGAGCAGUCCCCAGUCCCCCCUCGGCUCCAGAGCCCUGUGACUGGCCAGGAUGUGCUGAGGAGUUUGGAUCCCAAACUGCCUUCCAGGAGUGCCCAAAAAAAAGGCCACCAAUAAAUCUUUCUUACUCUGGCAAUGGCCCUGAUGUGUUUGGGUUGGUGUCGAGCAUUUUAGAGGAGCCAAACAAGCCAGAACCAGCUACAGAUUGGAAUUCUCUGUCGAGGUUGUUUCCCCCUGUGUGGGCACCUGGGGAGCUCCCAGCUCAGCCCUGUGUGCAGAACAAAGAUUUCCCCAAUUUUCUGGGCACCAGCUGCCACCAGGACCCCCUGCAGGAGCCUCCUGAUGUGGAGAUGCUGCACAGAGGUUUGGGAGACCUUCAGCUGCUCGAGUCCUGGCUCUGUCCCAGCAAUGCUCCAAGCAACGCUCACCCUGAAAAUUCCUCUCUGCAGAGCAGCACCACGGCUCCCCAGGGAGGGUUUUCCUUCCCAAAUGGGAGCUGGAACCAGAAUUUGUGCACUUACGACCAUGGGAGGUUAAGUGAAAAGUGUGGCUCUGGUUUUAACCCUUUUACUCCUCGGAACAGGGUGAAAGAAAACCCCAGAGUGCAGAAGGAGCUCUGGAAAAGUGAAAGAGCAAGAGGAAGAGCUCUGAAAAAUUAUGCUCAAGGACAAACUAAGUAUUCUCCUGAUCUUUCCAGCCAACCUGGUGAUAUCUCUUGGGAUAAAAUACCCCAGGACAGCCACCUGUGUUGUAAAAGAUAUGAGAACUUCACAGCUGCUCACAAACUGGAGUCAUCUGCACAUCCAUCACUUCAUUUUUUCAAUCAACCCCCUAAGGAAAAUUUUUUUUCUGGAGGAGCAGGCAGAAAACCCCAGGAAUGCCAUGUGCAAAAUGGCCAUCGUGGCUUUGCUCUGGGGGAUGCUUUUAAUAAUAAUAAUAACAAUAAUGAGUGUAAAGUGAAUAUGGGCCCUAAGGAAAGCUCUCCUCAAGUAGCUGGAUAUGAUUUAUCUGUGAAAAAUGCUGUGCAAAAUGGGAAUUAUUCCUCAUACCAGGGCUGUGCCUGGCUGGAUGGGAAGAGCCUGGCAGCUGAAAUCCCAUAUGGGAAACAAAUGGCAGCGAGCCCCCAGUCCUCAUCUGGGGUUUCCACAAUGUCUGGGGGCUCUCCCACCCACCAGCCUUCCCCACUGCCCUCCUCCUCCUCCCAGCUCCUCCCUGCCAGGAAGGAUGGGAGGUUGCACACCUCUCAUGGAGUUUCCAGUCCUUUGGGGUUUCCUCAUUUUGUCUCAGAGAGCCACAGGCAGGUGAGAGCUGCUGGAAGGUGCCAGGAGAUGAGCAGGGACGCACGGCGCCGCAAAUUCCCCGCUCGUUCUCCGCCCCACUGGGCUGUCCAGCAGAGAGCUGCAGGUGGAAACCCUGCUGGGAAAUACCACAGGUUCCCAAAAAGGCAGAGCCAGGAGGGUGGCAGUAAGGAUGACAGAAGAGGUGGAAGGAGUUGGAUGCCUCAUUUGGGGUGCGCAGCCCCGAAGCGCCCGCCCGUCAGCGCGUUUCCCAAAAAGCAUGAGCAGAACGGUGGGACCUUGUCAGACUUCAUCAAUCCUUCUCUGCUUCCUCCCUUCCCAUUCAUGGCUGAUUUGAAACCAAAUCCCACCUUCCCUCCAUUUAAUCACCAGCUGUUUCCAUCAGUGAAUAAUUUGAAUUUCCCUCCGCCACCGUUUCCAUUCCCGGACCUUGCUGAAUUUUUGCACUGUGAUGACUUCAACCCUUCGAGUCCCUUCAUCAGUGACCUGUUCCCUGGGGAAAUCCCUGGCCCCUGCUUUGCCUUCCCAGCCCCAUUCCACAAAUGCAGAGCUGCCAGGAGCGAGCUGCACGUGCGCCUGGAGGAGUGCUACGAGCAGGGGAGAGCCCUGGAGAAGGAGAGGAAGGAGGCUGAGGCUGAGCUCUGCAGGCAGUUCCCAGGGCAGCAGGUGUGCAGCUGCAGCCCCAGCGCCGUGCCCCGGCUCCCUCCCAGCCCGUCGCGCGUGGAUCGCCUGAUCGCGGAGCAGCGCCGGCUGCGAGCCAGGGUGCUGGCGCUGGUGGCAGGGAUGGAGAGGCUUGGUGGUGCUCCCGUGCACAGGAACAUCUCCAGGAGCUUGCAGCUCCACCUGGAAGCCAUCCAGGCGACCCAGGCACGUCGGAAGGAGGAGAUUGGGAAUGCUGCAAACCCCCAGAGUCACGGGGUGCCACGUUACACCAACGAGAAAGAUGUGCUGGCCCUGGCAGCUGCCCUGGGAACCCUGGCUGGUGCCACGCGCAGGGCUCGCACCGCGCUCUGGUGCGCGCUGCAGCUGACGCUGCCAAAACCCCCUCCAGCUGUGCCCCAAAAUCACCAACUCCUUCAAGGCCCACUGCAGGAGCUUGGUUCUUCAAGCAGGAGCACCCAGGAAAAAAGCAGUGUGGAGCACGAGAGCAGAGGAAGUGGAAAAGCUGAGGAAGCGACGCGGAUUUUGGAAUAAUCGCGGAUUUUGGGAUAAUCGCGGAUAAGGAAAGGAGAGCUGAGGAUGGGGAGGGAAGGGCUCAAGUCCUGCCCAGCACUGUGAGAUGGAUUCCAGAGGAUGCCAGCGUGCAAAAAGGGUUAAUUAAGGUGCCUGGUUGGUGAUGGAAUUGUGGUGCUGUGGUUGUGGUGUGGACAGCACAGCUGGCGGUGGUGGCAGCGCAGUUUUAAUAUUGCUGCUGAAUUUCCGUGUUCAGAGGAGCUGAACAAGAGCUGAGCAUUUCCUCCUGUGCUUACCCACAGCUCUGAGUCCAGCCUGAGCAAACAGAGUGUGGGAGAAUUUAAUUCUCCUUUUUUUUUUUGGUUAAUGAGACAAUUUACCAUAUUUCAAUGUACUCAGUAACGGUUCAGGGUUUGUUUUAUUUUUAUUUUUUGCACAGUUGUUUUCAGAGCCAAAGUGAUCACUGGGUGUUUUGCACCCCAUCACCGUGCCAGCAGCUGCUAGUGGUGUUUUUGUGACAGGUUUUCUCUGUGUUUGACAGGAAUAAUCAGUGCUCAGUGCUGGUUGUGUGAGAGCCUUCAGCAGUUGUGCUGCCACUUCAGCUUCCAGCAAAACUGGUGUGAACUGAGCUUUUCCAUAGAAUUGUUUGGUUCCUCCGCUAAAAAAGUGGAUUUUGCAGCUUUGCAGUGUGAGCUGCAUGGAAGUGAGCAUUAGCAGGUGAUGGAAAACUUGCUCAGGAUUAGAAAUGAGAUUUAUUGAUUCCUCAGUGGGUUUAAAAGCAGUAACAAUAUAACAUAGAAUGCACUUAAUUAAAAAAAUCUAUUUGUUAUUAAUAUAUGUUCAUGGUACUAUAAUUUUUUUCAGGCACAUUCCAUAUUUAUUUUAAUGUCUUCAUUGAAUGUUUAUUUAAAAAUCUAUUUUAGUAAUACAAAGUUUAAUAUUUUGCCAAAUCUUCCCAAUAAUCUGAUUUAAUGAUUUACUCAGGAACUCUGUAUAUUAUUAUAUAAAUAUACACGUGGUGUAUAGGCAUUUUUUGGGAAAAGGAUGUUUGCAAAAAUAUUUACACAAAGCAAACUAUGUACUAGGUUACCAAAGCUGUUCCACUGAUUAUUUUUUUGUUUUUUUGGUGUGGAAGGUUGAAUAUAUUUAAUUGCUGUUAAUUAGUCUCCGUUGUGUGGCUUAGACAAUCAGUGUGGUUGUUCAGGGUGAAAACUAGUAAAGAAUAAUUAAUUCAAGGUGUGACCUUAGGGCAUUUAGAAAUAUUUUAAUGCUUUAACAACUGUCUUACUGUUACACAAUCUCCUAAAAUGUAUUAAUAAUUAAAGUUCUUGAGUAUCAGGAUAUUAAUGAACAGCUACAUGUACUAAUAAUUAAGAUUUUUGAGUGUUCAGGGUAUUAAUGAACAGCUUUGGAGAGCAGUUCUUGGGUUAAAAGUGAAUUAAGUUGGGGAUGCAAACAAAAAUUGAAGGACAGAAAUGAAGAUUUUUAUGUCAUGUGGUGUUCAGUGUGGAAUUUGACAUUUUUGUGGGUAAUUAUAGAACUGUUCCCAUAUAUAUUUGUACUUGCACAACUGUUCCAAACUCAGCUGUGUACUUCUGGAUUCGUGGAUGUUUCUAGAGCAGAUUUUGUCUCAGUAGUGCCAUCCUUAACUCUAUUGAGUGGAAAUUGUAGUUAAAAUUUACCCAGACCUCGUUGUAAUGCACUGAGUCAACUUUAACAGCAAAAAUAGAUAGAAAUCAGAUUUUAGUAUAGCAAAAUUACACUUUUUACCCUAAAGAAAGUGAAUUCCACUGAAAAGAUUAUUUUUAGCCUUAGCCUAAAAAACAGGAACCAGAAUUAUUUUAGUGUGAGUGUUUUCUCUGUGUGUACAUUCAAUUUAUUUGCACAAACUAAUUUAAGAAGGUUCAACCUGCAUUUGUCAAACUGCUUGUGCUCCACAUCUUAAAAAGUGGAGUUUGCAGUAUUUCAGUUCAUGGGUGAUUUGGGGGUUUAAUUACCCAAAUUAAAAUUAAUUUACCAUUGCUGUGCUGACAGGAAAUCAGAAUUUGAGGGUCUGGAUUUU
Catharus ustulatus (Swainson's thrush) is the source of this 5223-nucleotide messenger RNA. RefSeq lists its product as uncharacterized. Gene Ontology annotation, cellular component: cytoplasm; nucleus. Gene Ontology annotation, biological process: female meiosis I; meiotic cell cycle; male meiosis I. The record is from RefSeq and is a predicted model, not a curated record. Bases 663 to 3182 code for a protein of 839 amino acids. Lineage: Eukaryota; Metazoa; Chordata; Aves; Passeriformes; Turdidae. The transcript is spliced from 9 exons.